GUUGGUGUACCUAGGUGGCAGGUUUUCCCCGUGGUGGUCCAGCACCUCCUUUGUUACCAGGUGGUGGAGGUUUCAGGCCUUUUUUCAGUGGCCCGCCUCCUCCGCACAGUCAUCGAAUGGGCCCUCCACUUCCUCAUGGCCCCCACAACCACAUGCCAACUGUACAUCAUAACACUACCCACCUUCACCCUCAGCACCGACGCAUACUCACGCAGCGCAUGCAGAGCCGAGCGGGGGACCGUGGUCGGAUGGGAGGAGACCGGCGCAGCAGAGAUCCUUACAGCAACCUGAUGACGCAGAAGGAGAAGGAAUGGGUAACCAAGAUCCAGAUGAUGCAGCUUCAGAGUACUGACCCCUACUUGGAUGACUACUACUAUCAGAACUACUAUGAAAAGAUGGAGAAACGACAGGAAAGGGAGCGAGACAGCAACAAGAAAGAACACACCACCAAACUCAUCACUCCACAGGUCGCCAAGGUGGAGCACACCUACAGACCGGUUCAGUUUGCAGGCUCUCUCGGGAAGCUGACUGUUUCUAGUGUCAACAACCCCCGCAAGAUGAUUGAUGCUGUGGUGACGACUCGCACAGACGAUGAGGAGAAGAGAGAGAAGCAGGUGUGGAAUAAGAGGAGGCAGAUUCUCUACACUGUGGAGGAGAUGUACAGUUUGCUGUUGGAGGUACAAGACUUUGAGAAACGUUUUGUUCACGCACCAGAAGAGGAGCGGGAGACUUUGCUGGAGCAACACAAAACUAACACCAUGCAGCUGUGCAGCUCUUUAAAGGAGAAGGAGUGGGAUGACAGAGUGAGUGAUGAGCAGUGUGUGAUGAUCAUGUCGGUGAGGAAGGGCAAGCGACUCAUCGCCAGACUCCUCCCCUUCCUGCCCACGCCCCAGGCUACCGCAGUUGUCAUGGCAAUUGCUCGCAACCUUCCCGCCUUGGCCAAGAAGGACAAACAGGACCAGGUGCUGGGCUGGUUAGUGGAGCCCGUUUCUGCCGUUAUCCAGUCAUUGUCAAGCGCCGCCCUCACAGACUUGCUGCAGGACCUUCAGGGUCAUGAAGGUCAACUGACCAUGGUCCUACACAACAAGUUUGGUGUGACGCUGCUGUAUUUGAUCCUGAGUGAAGGAGAGAGGAUGCAGAGCUCCGACCCAAAUUGUCAGCUCAUGGAUGACAAUCGAUGGACCGAGUUGGUGUUUUCGGUGACGAGGGACUUGCUAAGUGUUCCCUCCUCAUCCCUUGCUUCUCCCCUCUUCACUCCUCCCAACCUGCUCUCCCUUUUUUCACGUUAUGUUGAUCGGCAGAGGUUGGAGCUGUUGCAAGACAAGCUACAGAUCUCUGCUUUAAACAGGUAGAACUUCCUCCAGACUCAGCAGGACCUCCCUCACCUCUCCACUCGAUGCAGACCGUUCUUUGUGUGUGUGUGUGUGUGUGUGUGUGUGUGUGUGUGUGUGUGUGUGUGUGUGUGUGUGUGUGUGUGUGUGUGUGUGUGUGUGUGUGUGUGUGUGUGUGUGUGUGUGUGUGUGUGUGUGUGUGUGUGUGUGUGUGUGCCUGUCAGAGUGAAUGGUGUGUGUCUCUGUGCGUGCAUGCAUGGAGGUAAAUCCAUGGUGGGUCAUUUUAAUCCAGCAGAAUCUAGUCACUUUGUUUUUUGGGGGGGUUUUUUUUGUUGCGUGGGUGUGCGUGCGCACGCGUGCACAAGUGUUACAGUGUAAGAGAUGAGAAAUGAAAUCUGCAUUUUUAAAUAUCUUGUUUACGAUAAUGCCUGUGAUGAACUUUCAAAUUAAAAAGUAUUUCUAUUAUAUACAA
Thalassophryne amazonica is the source of this 1803-nucleotide messenger RNA. Its product is annotated as protein PAT1 homolog 1-like. The record is from RefSeq and is a predicted model, not a curated record. Gene Ontology annotation, molecular function: RNA binding. Gene Ontology annotation, cellular component: P-body. The transcript is spliced from 11 exons. Lineage: Eukaryota; Metazoa; Chordata; Actinopteri; Batrachoidiformes; Batrachoididae. Gene Ontology annotation, biological process: deadenylation-dependent decapping of nuclear-transcribed mRNA; P-body assembly. The coding region runs from base 117 to 1352 and encodes 411 amino acids.